UUAUGCGCUUUUAAUUAUAAAUUCACACCAACCACAAUGACCGUGCGAGACAAAAAUAUUCUUAUCUCGGUCAUAUCAAAGAUUGGAGUAAUUUGUUUGAUCCUUCCAAUUAUUUCUGCUCGAAUUCUCGGCCUUACUUCUCCUCUGGGACCGAUCAACAAAUGCGAGACUGAUGAGUGCAAAACGGAACGUUUGGAAACUGCCGCAUUGAUUCUGAAGUAUCGCGAUGAUACGACCUCACCUUGUGACAAUAUCUUCCAACAUGUGUGUGGAAACUACGAAAAAUCCGACCUGACCCACAACUACGACUUCAUCGAAUCCACGAGGACCGCCUUCAGGGACAAGAUGAUUGGAGAAGAAAUGGAGUGGGUUGAUAAAUCGACAGUCUACAAGCUGAUCCAUGACUUUUACACAGUUUGUAUGGACGAAAUAGAGGCUGGAGGAGAAAAGGCUUGGGAAACUCUUAAGAGCGCGAUAAAUUCACUGGGUGGAUGGCCAGCUGUAGAAAGCGACCAGUGGAAAGAAGCUGACUUCAAUUGGAUAGAUUUUAUUAGUAACGCCAAGAAAUUAGGUUUCAAAAGUCCUUUCCUCCACUGGGUGCCGAAAACUGACGAUGAGAUGACUGUUUUGACAUUCUCUCUUCAAAUGCCUUCAUCCCACUUCGAGGAAGGAAUAGACCCGGAUAUACCGUUGCACAGACAAAUUUACACCGACCUUAUGUUCAAAAUGGGUUUUGACUUGGGCGCUACUGACAAGAAGAUCGACAAGGACUUGGACGACGCGGUAGAAUUUGAAUAUGCGUUGUAUAACUUGACCCGUUACGACACAGCCGUUCCCCUGAACAUGAUGAUGGAAGAACUUCAGAAGGAAUACCCCAGUGUUGACUGGAGCAAGUUUGUAGAGAAGACGCUAACACCUUACCUAGAUGCCGGGGAUAAGCCAGUUUUGAGUGUCGACAGCCCAGGUCGUAUGAAGAAAUUCUUUGACCUUAUGGAGAAGACACCAAAACGGGUCCAAGCUACCUACGGUGUUUGGAAAGUGAUCCAGUCCGCGAUUCCUCUUCUAAGAGGAGCCUACCCGAAGAUAAGGGAAGAGUUCCGUGAGCUUCUUAACCAGGCCGAGAUACCCCGCGAAGCUUAUUGCGAUGAAAUGACCACUAACUAUGCUGACCUUGCAGUUGCGAGAUACUAUUUGGAUCAUUUCGAGAGCAGCAAGGAAACUAUCGGCAAUAUGUUCUCGAUGAUCAAGGGGAAGAUUAUUGAGAUGCUUAAGGAAUCCAAGAAGCUGUCGGAAGACGAAAAGAAGCAGGGCGUUGAAAUUAUGGAGAAGAUGGACUACACUAUUGGGUCAUCGAAGAAGCUUUCUGAUGUUAAGGAAUUGGAGAAGUACUACGAAGACGCGAAACUUGUGACGGAUAACCUCCUCCAGUCGGUUUUGAACAUGAAUAUCUUCAAGAGGAUGAGGAAUUACAGCAACAAGUGGAGGGCUGAGCAGUUUGCUCCGCAGAAGCUUGCUUCUGCGGGAAUGCCUGAGAACUUCGAAAAUCAUUUGUACAUACCAAUAAGCAUGAUUCCCAAUUUGAUGUUCGACAACAAUCUUCCGAUGUACUUAAACUUUGGUGCUGCUGGAAGCAUGAUGGCCCAGGCAAUGUUCAGCUCAGUAGCACACUUGGGGAAGACAUUCGCUGAAGAUGGCAAGGUCAUUCCUGAUGAUCAGUACAAGUGCUUCAUGCAGAUGACGGACAAUUUUACCGAUCCGAUGAUCAGGGAAGCUCUCUUAGAGAAUGCGCUGGAUGAGAUGUUGGGUCUGUAUAUCGGCUUCCAGGCAGCCUAUAAAGCCUAUCAUCAGUACGUAGCUGAAUCUGGCCCUGAAUUGGCCCUACCCGAGGUGCCAUACACUGUUCCACAACUAUUUUGGGUAGCUUGGACCCAGGUACUUUGCUACGCAAAAGGCGAAGAAAUACCCUUGCCCAAACCGUUUGAAGGCUCGGAUCUCAAUGUUAUGGAGUACGCGAACAUGAUGAUGAUGGCCAAUGUACCCCAAAUUUCAGAGGACUUUAAGUGCCCCGUUGGCUCGUUGAUGAAUCCUCAGAAGAAAUGUACUUGGUGGUAG
Cotesia congregata is the source of this 2112-nucleotide messenger RNA. The record is from the annotation of a GenBank genome assembly. Lineage: Eukaryota; Metazoa; Arthropoda; Insecta; Hymenoptera; Braconidae.